Molecule: messenger RNA, 954 nt
Organism: Lentinula edodes (shiitake mushroom)
Lineage: Eukaryota; Fungi; Basidiomycota; Agaricomycetes; Agaricales; Omphalotaceae
Product: endoglucanase V-like protein
Exons: 6
Coding region: 37-612 (191 amino acids)
Source: RefSeq, a predicted model, not a curated record
CCAAGGAAAUGGCACCAGCCAGUCACUAACCCUGUCAUGAGAUCCUUUAUCAUCUUGCUCAGCAUUGUGGCAGCCGUCCACGGAUGGGUGCAACAGCCCUCAGGGAGCACUUCAUUCACCCAAUACUCGGGAUGCGGAAGCCCUGCAUGCGGAAUAUCAGCUUCAGGAUACACCGCAGCUAUAAAUCAAUUGGCGUUUGGUUCUUCUCCUGGGUUGGGGGCGGGAGAUGCAUGUGGACGAUGCUUCCAGCUCACCGGGACGGCUGAUCCGUAUUCGCCCUCCUUCACGGGGCCUUUCAAGUCAAUCGUAGUAAAGGUGACAGAUAUGUGUCCUGCUGCAGGAAACCAGCAAUGGUGUGGUCAAACCUCAUCCAAUACAUUAAACUCCUUUGGAAAGGAAUUUCAUUUCGAUAUCUGCGAAGACACUGGAGGGGCAGGUGCAUUCUUCCCAUCCGGACAUACCGCACUAACUGGCACGUUCACGGAAGUGAGCUGCAGUGAAUGGUCGGGCUCAGACGGAGGAGCACUUUGGAAUGGAGCAUGCAUCAAAGGCGAGUCUGCGGCGUUGUGGCCGGGAGGCGUCGGUUGUGGAAACCAAGGAAGCUCUUUAUGAAUCUUUGCGUUUGUUCUAUAUUCGAUGGCGUCACAAGCCCUGGAUUGUUUUCCAUCCGAUGUAAACACUAUCUUGAGAAACAAAUAACAGUCAAAUUGCGACUAGUCUAGCCGAAUUUCGUCUUCAGGAAAGGGCUUUAGAAAUAUGGAAUGAAUUUUUGGGGUGACAUUGUUCUGAAAGUGCUAAAGAUUGCAACGAGUGAAGCUACGGAUGAGAUUGUUGAAGUUCAGUGAUGUUUGAGAACUAAGUUCUCGACGGAUGGGGCGGAGGGACCCAGUGUCAGCUGCCCACUGUGCCGAGAUAAGUGCUGGAUAAAGGCGUGGGAAUGAAUCAUUGGUGGUU